This is a messenger RNA of Saccostrea echinata, 515 nucleotides long. RefSeq names its product cornifelin homolog B-like. Lineage: Eukaryota; Metazoa; Mollusca; Bivalvia; Ostreida; Ostreidae. The transcript has 3 exons. The coding region runs from base 20 to 382 and encodes 120 amino acids. The record is from RefSeq and is a predicted model, not a curated record.
UCAUACAAAGACCAACAACAUGUCAACUACGGUAGUUGUUCAACAACCAACAGCCGUUCCAAAUAAUAAACUGAUGGUGACUGAUAUUCACGGUUACAGACAGUGGAGCACUGGCCUAUUUGACUGCUUCUCCGACAUUAAAACGUGCAUAAUUGGAUACUUCUGCCUUCCUUGUACCAUGUGUAACGUGGCCACCAGGACUGGGGAGUGCUGUUGUAUGCCUUACUGUGUUCAGGGAGGAUCAGUCGUUUUGAGGAGUAGAAUCAGAACCAUUGGCGGCAUUCAGGGUUCCGCCUGCAAUGACUGUAUGGUACUGUCAUGUUGUGGUCCGUGUGCAGUGUGCCAGAUGCAGAGAGAACUCGACAACAUGGGUGUUCCAUAAAGAAGAUAUCUCACAGAAUAACUAGAAACUGUCUUUUUAAACAAAAGUGUUAAGUCUGCUCUCCGAAGCUUCUAUAUAUCAUAUGUAUACUCGCUCUGUGUCCUAGAUAGUAAAAUAAAUUUUAAAAAGAUAA